AUGCCGCGUCGAGGAUGGCGGGAUAUCGUGGGCGUCGCAAAGCGGGCACUCACGAGCUCCGCAAGGAGCCGCUGGAACAGCAUGGAUAUAGUUGACACACAGAAGUACGCCUGGGCCCGCCGACGCCGCUUCCAGCAGACGAACGAUUUGUUCCACAGCGCCGGCAAACGUGGCCGAACACUCUCGUUCGAGGCGAUCACUCUGCAAUUCAAUGAGGUGGAGUGGUCUUUCAUUGUCUUCCCGGCGUUUCUGGCGCUGCUAGUCAUCCUGCUCAUCGCUGCUGUUGGUAACGACGGGCGGAAGACAAGGCGGCAGCAGGAGAUGCAGGCGCUGCAGCAGCGAGCAGAUUAUUUGGCCUCCGUGCGGGAGUCGCGAUGCGCGUCAGUAGUUGCUGCCGACGGGGAAUAA
Messenger RNA from Trypanosoma grayi, 408 nucleotides. RefSeq lists its product as hypothetical. The coding region runs from base 1 to 408 and encodes 135 amino acids. The transcript has a single exon. The record is from RefSeq and is a predicted model, not a curated record. Lineage: Eukaryota; Euglenozoa; Kinetoplastea; Trypanosomatida; Trypanosomatidae.